Thelazia callipaeda (thelaziosis nematode) is the source of this 717-nucleotide messenger RNA. NCBI's taxonomy places the organism in Eukaryota, Metazoa, Nematoda, Chromadorea, Rhabditida, Thelaziidae. The record is from the annotation of a GenBank genome assembly.
AUGGCGUAUUCAGAUGAUCGACUCGAAGAAAUAUUUGAGAGAUCCAGAGAACUGAAUCCAGAUUUCUUAGAUAACACCGCAAGUCUUGCGUUUGAAAUGCAUAGUGAUUGGUUAAGUGUGCUUGCCGCUGAAAAUAUCAAACGAAUUAAUGAUGCUGAUGCUUGUGAUUACGUAUUUCACACUGCUUCAUCUACUGAAUUUAUUUUCAAUGCUUGUUCAAAACUUAGUUUACCAAAUGAGGUAAAAUAUAGUGCUGUCUUCAUAUUUGACAGUUUUAUGGUACAGCUUGUGACUUACUUUUACCAGAAAGUAAUGAGAUCAAAGCAUUCUCUUCGUCGAAAAUUUCGACAAUGGGAACAUGUUGAAGCAACACUCUCACGUCAAAUAGCACUACGAGUGUUGUCCGCAAUUCAGAUUGCUUCUAAAAUGCAUAGCUACCAUGAAAGUUUAUCUAUCGAAACUGUGAAAUUAUGUUUGAAAAAAUACGGAUAUUGCUACCCAGAUGAUUCAAUAAUGAAGUCAGAAUUGCGCAUGUUAUCAAUGAUUGAUUGGAAUCCUACGUACCACUGUACUCCUCUCGUUUAUGUAGAAUCGCUGUUUAAAAUUAUUAAUAAGUUUUUAAAUCUUAUUAAUUUUCAGUUAUUUCCAGAAACGAAUAAAGUUGUUACACUUAUACUAUGUGGGUUACUUGAAGGUAAAAUAUUGUACGUUGUUUGA